Messenger RNA from Colletotrichum higginsianum IMI 349063, 639 nucleotides. RefSeq names its product Integral membrane protein. The record is from RefSeq and is a predicted model, not a curated record. The transcript has 2 exons. The coding region runs from base 1 to 639 and encodes 212 amino acids. NCBI's taxonomy places the organism in Eukaryota, Fungi, Ascomycota, Sordariomycetes, Glomerellales, Glomerellaceae. Gene Ontology annotation, cellular component: trans-Golgi network; Golgi membrane. Gene Ontology annotation, biological process: protein localization to Golgi apparatus; Golgi to endosome transport; Golgi to plasma membrane protein transport.
AUGCCCCGCCGUCGCAAGCCGCCUCGGCCCGGCGCCCUCGCCGACCUCCCGCCGCUGCGUAUCGCCUCGCAGAUCGCCGCGCUGCAGGGGCUGUACUACGCCGCCGCGUUGGUGCUGAUGCUCUUCACGGCCCUUGUAGCCGGCACGGGAUUCUCGCCGGACCUGGUGUUCGGCUGGGAGGCCGUCCGGGGGGACACGACGCAGGGGUGGCUGGGCGCUUUCGUGUGGGUUCUUGACGGCGGGCUCUGCAUGGCCGUUGCCAUCAUCAUCCUCAUCGGCCGCUCGAAGCUCGUCCCGGACUUUGCGCUGACAAUGCACGGCGUCCACCUCGUCGUCACGAGCCUGUACACCGGCCGUGUGCCGCGGAACAUGAUGUGGUGGGGCGCCAUGGCUGUGAGCUCUGCCAUCUGCGUCGCACUGGCGGUCUGGGGAUCACGGUACCGUGAACUGAGGCCAAUAUCGUUCGGCGGCGGGGGCGUCGGCGCUGCUGCCGGUGAUGGAGGUGCACAGAACGGGGCCGCCGGGGGCGACGAGGAGGCCGGUCUUGGGUUCUCGAGGGGGAGGGGCCGUGGGAGGGGGAGGGACGGCGAGGGUGGGUAUGAGAUGGUCGGGAUGGAUCAUGAGAGGAGGGAUUCCUGA